This is a messenger RNA of Zasmidium cellare ATCC 36951, 1977 nucleotides long. RefSeq lists its product as uncharacterized. The record is from RefSeq and is a predicted model, not a curated record. The transcript has 6 exons. The coding region runs from base 1 to 1977 and encodes 658 amino acids. NCBI's taxonomy places the organism in Eukaryota, Fungi, Ascomycota, Dothideomycetes, Mycosphaerellales, Mycosphaerellaceae.
AUGCCCAUUGUGGGCGCACUCCUUCUGGCAAACACCAUCGCGGCCUUCGUUCUUGCGCUGUUCAAUGCAGCCACGCUAGAUCUGUCCCACCACGAUCGGCCUGUGCCCGAAUACCUUGCGACACAUGGUGUGCAGGUCAGAGCCCAGCUCGUGCUCUUCUGGUGUGUAGUACCGUUCGUGUACGUCCUUGUCUCGGCGUGCGAGUACAUCUGCCUUUGGACGAAUCGAUUGAACCCCAUUUGGAUACUCGUGUCCUCUAUCGUGGCGAUCGGUGCUUGGGUCUUGCAGAUCGUGCUCUGGUCGUACUGUAUUGGGGGUUACGACGAUAUACCUGGAUACUGUCCUUGGGUGUAUCGAGAGCCUUGGGGCUGGUAUCCAUCGUGGUCUGUUGCAAGUCCUGGGGGAGCGCGGUGGGCAGUCCCAACAAUUUUCAUACUCUACAUCAUCCAAAUCGCCUUCGCAGCCCUCGUCGUCAACCGUCAAAGAAGAACAUGCUUCCGCAAAUCAGACAUGAGGCAAUCCUGGGCUGGCAAACUGGAAGAAGUCGAUGGCAGCAACCUCAGAUCCCCCGAUGACUAUCAUCACAGCGACUUUACGACCGCCCUCUCAGCAUCCACCAAGCCCAAGCUGCACUGGACCAAAUGCAGGUUCACCGGUGAUGAAGAUGACGGUCAGACCAAGUGCGCCAACAUGACGGUGCCGCUCGACUGGAACAAUCCACAAGCCGAUCAAAACAUUACCAUCGCCAUAGCGAGAUCCCGCUGUGCUGACCCAGAAACCCGCAAGGGCACCAUCUUCUACAGCCUUGGCGAACCUGCUCCUGCAUUGGAGGGCGUGAGCGGGCUGUCGGAUCUCUUAAAGUCGCAUUUCGAUGUCGUAACGAUGGACCCUCGCGGCAUGGGCCAAAGUUCACCCCUGAACUGUACCGAAAUGGGGGUUUACUGCUCGUCAGACUGGCCCAGCACACAAGAAGAAUUCGAUGCCAACAAGCAAUGUGUACGCGAUAACGUCGAGCAAUGCUACGCCAAUGACCCUCUCAUCAAGUACAUGGACACCCGCUCCAUAGCUCGUGACGUCGAAGCCGUUCGUCGGGCCCUCGACGACGGCAAACUCAACUUUUUCGGUCCCUCAUGGGGCUCACAUCUCGCCACGACGUACCUGGAGCUAUUCCCAGACAAUUUCAACGCCAUGUUGCUCGACGUCGUCCUCGACCACACCGUCCCGCCAUUUGAAACUCUUCUCGGCUUCGAGCAAGCAGCCCAAGCCGCCUUCAACGGCUUCGCGACGUGGUGCAACGCCAACGAGACCUGUCCCCUCCAAGACCAAGACAUCCAAGAAGUUACCGCCCGCGCCAUGAACCUCGCCAGCAACAACGCAAGCUGUCUCCUCGAGUCGACGUGGCGCCACCUCGAACACCACCACUACGGCAAGGUCGCGGACCUCCUCUCUCUCGCCUCCGACCCUUCGACAGCAGACGCACCAAUCCUCCAACACCUCCCCGCCUGCGAUGAAGAACUCGAAGUCAUGAACAGCAGCAUCCCAGUCCCCAUCGACCUCUUCGCCAUCAACUGCCACGACGCCCCGACGUCCGACCUCACCCUCGCUGACCUCACCCACCAAAAACCCUUCCUCGAUGCCGCAGCUCCGACCUUCCGCUCCAUGGCCCUUCUACGAGACGAUCACAUCGCCUGUGCGGGGUUCCCUUUCGCCGCCUCGCGCAACACACCGCACGAACUGCAUUUCCCGCAGCGCUCACGACUGCCGAAAGUUCUGGUUGUCAACUCGCUGGACGAUAUGAGGACGCCGCCGGGGGGAGCAGCGAACGUCGCAGCGCAGAUCCCUGGGGCGGUCUUUGUCAGGACGAAGAUGGUGGGACAUACGAGUUACGGGCGGGAGGGAAGUGUGGUGACGGAGAUGGUGGAUAGGUAUUUCAUUGAGGGUGAGCUUCCGGAGGAUGAGAGUGUUGUUGAUGUUUAA